This is a messenger RNA of Populus euphratica (Euphrates poplar), 1315 nucleotides long. Its product is annotated as protein FAR1-RELATED SEQUENCE 5-like. The coding region runs from base 229 to 975 and encodes 248 amino acids. NCBI's taxonomy places the organism in Eukaryota, Viridiplantae, Streptophyta, Magnoliopsida, Malpighiales, Salicaceae. The record is from RefSeq and is a predicted model, not a curated record. The transcript is spliced from 3 exons.
AGUUCCCACUUUCCAACCAGCAGCUGACAACUAGACUGCAUGUCGUUUCCUGAAACUGAACUUUCCUCUCUAUUUCCUUCUGUGCCAUGCUUCUUUCAACACAGCUUGAAACUGUUGACUGGCUUCCAGAUAAGAGAGGGAAGAGAAAAUGAGCUGAGAAAGUUGUCUGAAAUACAACCAAAGGUUGGAGAGUUUUGGGUUGGGAUUCUUUGAUAAAACCAAAGGUUCAUGAUGGCAAGCACCUCUGGUGAACAAUUUAAUUCUAACAGAAAUUAUAGAUGUUGGCUGGCUGAAACUUUUGAUAACCAAGAAACAGCAGAUGAUGAAUUAGCUGGUAAUCUUGAUGGAAAUGAUAACAUAAUUCAGCAAUCUAUUCAAGAUUUUCCAGUAAAUUUGGAGCCGUUUGAACCAUUUAUCGGAAUGGAGUUUGAAUCAGCAGAGGAUGCUAGGGAAUUUUAUGAGUUGUAUGGCAGGCGAAUGGGCUUUACCAUUCGUAACAAUCGUACACGUAGGUCACUUAAAGAUAACUCAAUAAUUGGUCGAGAGUUUGUUUGCUCAAAAGAAGGCUUUCGUGGAGGAAAGAGUCCAAAGGGAGAAAACAGAGUUUUUCAAUCGCGGCCAAUCACAAGGGAGGGAUGCAAUGCAAUGUUGAGGAUAGCUGCAAAGGAUGGAGGAAAAUGGGUUAUUUAUGGUUUCAUAAAAGAACACAAUCAUGAUCUUAAUCCUAGUAAAAUACCACCUCGCCGCUCACACAGGAUUGCAUUUAGUGAGGAUGAGAAAGAUCUCAAAAUCCGAGAGCUAUCCACCAAGCUGCAUCGUGAGAAAAAGAAAUCUGCUGCUUAUCAAAAGCAGCUACUGAUGGUUUUAACAUAUAUCGAGGAGCACACACAACGUUUAUCACUUAAGGCUGAAGUUGUGGCUAACAAAGUGAAAGAACUUGAGUCUGAAGAGCCAGAAGAACCAGAUUCUGACUAAGAGUGUAGCUGAAGAUUUUAUGUUAGCAUCUGUAGUCAACUAAUUCUGGUUUUGCUGGACAAGAUACAAAUGGAUAAACUCAUUUUAGAACUUUACAUUCACAAAGAUAACUGUUGCUACGUGCCAGAUGCUCCAUCCCAUCUGAACUUUGUAACCGAAAUAUAAGUUAACAACUGCAAGGUUCGAUAGGAUUCGUAAAGAAAGGCUGGUUUUAGGAACUGCUGUAUUGAGAUUACAAGCUCAAACAUGACAAAUUUGUAACAGCUUUGAAUGAUUUAGGGGAACCGUGUAUAAAUUAUAUGCAGAUCACUGAUCCAGAAGUCAAAAUUCAACUUUGGAC